AUGGCGCGGUACGAAGGAUACACUACAAACCUUGACUUUACUGCCAUGAAGUCGACGACCAUGGUCGUGCCAACGACGGUGCACGCCACCGUGACGGCCCACACCAUGGUGGACGGCGACGUGAUGGGCUCGCGCGCGCGCGCCAUCGAGUGGAACGAGUCGUACCCGCUGCUGUGCCUGGCGCUCGUCGUGCUCGCCGUGCUCGCCAUGCUGGUGUACAUGCUGAGCUCGGCGCGCCACCACCAGCCCUCCCGGCCGGACGGGUCCGCGUACCAAGUGUGUCGCACCGAGGAGUGCCUGCGCUACGCGCGCCUCCUCAACGGCUCGACGGCGCACGACCCGUGCGACGAUUUCUACCUGCACGUCUGCCACGGCGCCAUGGUGGCCGCGCAGAAGCACGCCUCCCGGCCGCCGCCUGCCGCCAGGAACGCGCCGGACCGAGUGUCUCUGCUGAUGCCUCUGCUGGAGCAGACGAUCGCCAAGAACGUGCCCCGCGAGGGCGAGGCCCAGAGCGCCUUGCAGAAGGCAGCCGCCUACUUCGUCUCGUGCCACGAGUUCGCCGGCACCAACAUCAGCGCCGUCGGUCUCGAACAGCUCAGGUCCUUGCUGGAUCGAGGCGGCUUCGCGUGGCCUCACCGGAGUGACGUGGCCGACGCCGGCGCCCUGUUCGCGCGACUGCUGGCUGCCUCCAACCACGUGGGCCUCCCCGCGCUCGUCAGCGUCGAGACCUCACCGCUUCGCCUGGCCCCGUCCGCGCUACUUGGGGAGCACAGACUGCGGCUCAAGUUCAUGGGACGGUGGCGCUUUCGCGACUACUACCACCUGCUCGCCAGCAUGCUGGCCCGCCCCUCGCGCUCCAAAUGGAGCCUACGCGAUUCCUUCACAUGCCUGACCGCGCUUCCACAUCCUCUCCAGAGUGACUCCAGUCGCGAGUCAUUCAGCGACUUCGAGGAGAUGCACAGCGUGGCCGACAAGCACCUCGAGCCUUACCUCGAGGUCGGAGCGCCUGAGGCCCUGCGGGAGGAGGUGAUCACGUGGAACGGCACAGCGGACGACGCCGAACGGCGCCUGCCGGAGUCCUGGAAGCGAGCGUUGGCCGCCUACUUGCUCAGCACCGGACGCGGCGAUACCUCGUCUACGGGCGGCGGCGAAGCGGCGUGGACGUUGGUGGUGCAGCCGCCGGGCUACCUGUCCGCCCUGACGUCACUCGUCGAGGCCGUUGGCGCGCAGAGGGCGCAGCUGUACGCAGGCUGGAUGCUGGUGCAGCACGUGGCGCCGCUGCUGAGCGCCCAGCUGGCCGACCUGCUCUUCAGCGGUUGGGAGGUUGGCGACGAGCUCGUGCACAGGCUCUGCCUCGAACACCUCGACGUCACCAUGGGCUGGGCCGUCUUGGCGCACGACGCGCACGCGCUCGCCGCGCCCGCCCUGCGCCAGGACGUGCGGCACUUGGCAGAGCACGUGACGAACCUCACAGCGGAACGGCUUGGAAGACAGGAGGGUUCCCUGAGCGACGCCGUGUCGGAGCAACUGUUCGGCCUGGCGGACCUGCUGCCCACCGAGGAGGCCGUUAACGCGGCGUACGCCCCGUACGCCGACAUGCGCCCUGACGCCUUCCUCGACAACUGGCUGCUCGCGAUCGACGGCCGACGGCGACAACAGCGAGGCGAACUGGCGGCCGCCACGGGCGCCUCGCACCUGGCGCGGCUCGUCGAGGCACCUUUCUUCGACCUGGGCCUCGAGUGGCUGUCGCUCGCCGGAGGCAACGACAGCUCUUCCGCUUGCCGAAGGGGGCUCGUGGUGCGCUUACACCACAUCGCGUUUCCCAUGUACAGCGUCAACGUCACCGACGCCCUCAGAUACGGCACCCUCGGCGCACAGUUUGCCUGGGCCCUGCUCACUCGGUUCUCGGCCGACGAGCUGGCCAGUGCCGUGCCGUCCGAAACCGGUUGCCGCAGCACUUGGGCUGGCAAGGGCUGGCUGCACCGGAUACGCCUGGUGCGCGAGCUACAGCUACGCGCUCUCGCCGACGCUCGCGGUUCGCGCGUCGAGCAGCGGCUCGCGGGCCUCGAGCACCUCUCCGAGCAGGCGCUGCUGUUCGCCGUCGGCUGCCUGCUGCUGUGCGACGGGGACCCCUCGGAGCAGCUGGUGGCGCUCUGCAACGAGCCGCUCGCCGGAGACGCGCGCUUCGCCGAGGCGUUCGACUGCCCGCAGGGAAGCGCCAUGACGGGAACACAGCACGCGUGCUCGGACAUUCAAAACGGCGGGACUUGACGGACUCGAAUCGCACGGGCCACUGAAUGCGUUCUGCGCAGCUCUCGAAUACUUUCGACGAGCCUACUUUAUUCUAUCCGGCUGCAACGUAAUAGUACCUUCUUCUGCACCUAUUGUGGAUGAAAAGGAGCGUUAGCAAUACGGUGGUAGAAAUACGUGUUUGUGCAUAUUUUUUGUUAGAAAUGCUAUUUUACAUGGAAAGCACGAACUGGGAUGCUGCAAUCAGCAGUGAGCUAUUGCUGAUUGCGCAAGUGAUAACUUGGACGUAGCUUCGCGUGCGUGGGAGGGCAUUCGCUAUCAAUGCCGACACUGUGUAUCGCUCAGGCAGGACGACGCGAUCGCGCUGUCGUCCCAGUUACUUGAGCCAGAGGGAGCAAUAUAUUUCAAUAUUCUCUGU
Messenger RNA from Dermacentor andersoni, 2668 nucleotides. RefSeq lists its product as uncharacterized. NCBI's taxonomy places the organism in Eukaryota, Metazoa, Arthropoda, Arachnida, Ixodida, Ixodidae. Gene Ontology annotation, molecular function: metalloendopeptidase activity. Gene Ontology annotation, cellular component: plasma membrane. Gene Ontology annotation, biological process: protein processing. The record is from RefSeq and is a predicted model, not a curated record.